Messenger RNA from Urocitellus parryii (Arctic ground squirrel), 997 nucleotides. NCBI's taxonomy places the organism in Eukaryota, Metazoa, Chordata, Mammalia, Rodentia, Sciuridae. The record is from RefSeq and is a predicted model, not a curated record.
AUGGACAGGCUUCAUUCUGGUUCCUCCUGUCCCCGGGAGGCUGGCCUCAUGUCCAGUGCCAUUCCUCGUCUGCACAGAGGAGGUGCCAGGAGGGGCCGGGCUCCGGGGAGCUGUGAGGAGACCACCUUUGGAGAGCUGAAGACGGUCCGCUUGCCCAAGAAGAUGACCGGGACAGGCACGCACAGGGGCUUCGGCUUCGUGGACUUCCUCACAAAGCAGGAUGCCAAGAGAGCCUUCAAUGCCCUGUGUCACAGCACCCACUUGUACGGCCGAAGGCUGGUCCUGGAGUGGGCAGACUCCGAGGUGACCCUGCAGGCCCUGCGGCGGAAGACGGCCGAGCACUUCCACGAGCCCCCGAAGAAGAAGCGGUCUGUGGUGUUGGACGGGAUCCUGGAGCAGCUGGAGGACAGUGACCGUGAUGGCGAGGAGCAGACACUUCAGCUGUGAGCUGGCACAGAGGGCUGCCGUGUGAGAAUCCCCACCUGUGUCUGUCCAGUGAACGGUUAGACUAGCAGAAGAACUAACAGAGCAGGCAGCCCAGAGCUGUCCACAUCUGUGGGACCAGGAACCCCGGAUUCCUCCAGGGACACCUCCGAGCAGCUACUGAGGCCUCGGACUCCACGCCGAGCCUGUCACCAACGCCAGCAGCGUCCACUCCCAAGCAGGGCUGYGGACACAUCACAAACCUCACUCCUGGCCAGCAGCGACCCCAGGCUUUGCCCAGAGCCAGGCACCUGCAUGUAGCGCGUCUGCUCCCGCUGCAGCCCGAGGGGAGUUCCCAUGGCAGGGCCGCACCAGCGCCGGCCAGCGGGCAGACGCUGCCCAGCAGAGACAGCCAGGCAGCAGCCUACACCUGAGUCCCAGCAGCCACCCUGGCCCGUCGACCACAGGCCCGGGCACCCUGGAGCCGCGGUCCUUGCUCUGUCAUUGGGGUGACCAUGGUCAGCGAGCCGAGGAGUAAAGCUCAGGACGUUCCCGCGCUUCCGUCUGCUUCCUA